Messenger RNA from Saitoella complicata NRRL Y-17804, 606 nucleotides. RefSeq lists its product as uncharacterized. The transcript has a single exon. The record is from RefSeq and is a predicted model, not a curated record. NCBI's taxonomy places the organism in Eukaryota, Fungi, Ascomycota, Saitoellomycetes, Saitoellales, Saitoellaceae. Bases 1 to 606 code for a protein of 201 amino acids.
AUGAUUAUGCCUACAUACCUCACUUUCCUCGCUCUCAUCCUCGCCUUGCGUUUCGCACGCACUUACGCUCAACUCCUGAUCCCUUCCCUUGACCUCCCCUCCUUCGAUCCGAACAUCGGAAUAGACAUUGACUCCCUUCUCUCCUCCAUCACCGCUGAGGUCGCUGGGAUCGAGACCGAAGUCUCCGAAGUUGUUGCGUCAGCUACGUCGUUGGCUUCGUACUGUCAGGCUCGUUCUGCCUCAGCGACGGCUUCUGGAGGGAAGUAUUCUGCUACUGGGGUUUGUUCCGGGGUAUACGUCUCGAACGAGAAUGGGAGUAUCGUGGAGAUUAACGAAAGCAAUGGGCAAGGUGCUGGUCAAGGCGAUGAUUCGGGCUACAACGCACAAAACGUGGUAGUGGCAGCGGCAGACGGUGGGACGAGAGUCGUGGAGGCUGUGUUGGCCGGCGUGACAUUCAUAACUACAUUGACGGGUACACAGACGGUUACCGUCGUGCAACAGGUUACGGGGAGUUUGGUAGAAGUGGUCGUUGCGGAGGGGACGAACACGAGGACAAGUACAGCGACCGCGAGGACCACGGGUGGAGGGAGCGUGAAUAUUUCUUGA